Molecule: messenger RNA, 1111 nt
Organism: Cicer arietinum (chickpea)
Lineage: Eukaryota; Viridiplantae; Streptophyta; Magnoliopsida; Fabales; Fabaceae
Product: large ribosomal subunit protein uL15c
Biological process (GO): translation
Cellular component (GO): ribosome; cytosolic large ribosomal subunit
Molecular function (GO): structural constituent of ribosome
Source: RefSeq, a predicted model, not a curated record
CUCAUCAUAAUCUUAUCCCGACCGUUAUUUUAUUGUAUCAACGUUAUCCGUUUGUGCCAUUUAACAGAGCGAAGAACAGAAAGUGUGAGUGAGAGAGAUAAAGUAGAGAGAUGAGUGCUGCUGUCGCUUCUCUGAUCCCCGUUUCGUGGCUACCCUCUCUUGCUUCUCCUUUCAAGGGAAAUGUGAAAACCUUGGUGGCAAGAACAUGUCUAUGUCCAUGUCUAAAGAUUCAGAGAACAGCAAGAACCCGUGUUUGUGUUGUUAAUCAAGUUACUUCUGCUGUUUCCGUGAAAGCAGACGGUGAGAAUGUUCGGUUUCGUUUGGAUAAUUUGGGGCCUCAAAAGGGUUCAAGAAAGAAGCCGAAGAGAAAGGGAAGAGGUAUAGCUGCAGGGCAAGGAGCAAGUUGUGGUUUUGGGAUGAGAGGUCAAAAAUCUCGAUCUGGACCUGGCAUCAUGAGGGGUUUUGAAGGUGGUCAGAUGCCACUUUAUCGACGACUCCCCAAACUUAGAGGAAUUGCAGGAGGUAUGCAUGCGGGAUUGCCGAAAUAUGUCAAUGUAAAUCUGAUGGACAUUGAGAAUGCUGGAUUUCAAGAAGGGGAAGAGGUGUCUCUUGAGACACUGAAGGAGAAACGUGUGAUUAACCCAUCAGGAAGAGAACGAAGACUACCUUUGAAGAUUUUGGGUGAUGGUGAACUAAGCAAGAAGUUGACAAUUAAAGCCCGUGCCUUUUCCACAUCAGCAAAGGAGAAACUUGAGUCUGCUGGCUGUUCUAUCACUGUGCUUCCCGGCCGUAAGAAAUGGGUUAAGCCAUCAGUUGCGAAAAACCUUGCACGCGCGGAAGAAUACUUUGCCAAGAAGCGAGAUGCAACUUCUUCUGAACCGGCCUCUGGUUGAAUAUGAAACACUAGUGUAUCAUCAUCAUAAACAGCUAUGUGAUUUCUUCUUUAGGAAUGCUUCAUUUAGUUAUUAUAUUAAUUUGAUGCAUUAAUUCCUUUUUUGUAUUGAAGUUUUCUCUCUUUCGGAGCAGAAUUUUAAUGUUGUAUAUCAUAUUACAGUUUGUUCAACCAUCCAAAUAUUUUUUGAAAUAAAAAGCUUUAAUAGAGUAAAUUUUA